This is a messenger RNA of Musca vetustissima, 459 nucleotides long. RefSeq lists its product as uncharacterized. The coding region runs from base 1 to 459 and encodes 152 amino acids. The transcript has 4 exons. NCBI's taxonomy places the organism in Eukaryota, Metazoa, Arthropoda, Insecta, Diptera, Muscidae. The record is from RefSeq and is a predicted model, not a curated record.
AUGUAUCGUUUUGUUGUGGCAAUUUUUACGGUCAGUACGAUGGUCUCCGUCAUAUAUGUCGCGGAUGCAGAUUCACAAUUUCCGUUUUGUCGUUUUGGUGGUUACGUUCAUACUUUGUUAGCCUUGCUGUGUUACACCUGUAGUUAUAGCUGGGCCAGCGUGGAUGACGCAUGCAUAGUGAAGCCGACACACCAAACAAACUGCACCAAGAAGUACUGCACUAUUGUUCGCCAGGAAUUGGUGCGGGAACACGGCAAAGUGGCAACGUUUCUGCGCGGGUGUGAAGAUAAAUUGCAAGAAUACAAUUCUGUGGUGACGGAUUCGACAUACAAAACCUAUUACCGGUCUUGCAUUUCCGAUCUGUGUAAUGAUUCGGAUGGUAGACGCCCCAUUUCAAGCGCAGACCCCAACAUCGGUGCAAUGGACAACAUGAUUAUCAAAGGCAAGCCCCGAAAAUAA